AUGAAGAAGCGAGCCGACUUGAAUGAUAAACUGCAAUCCCUUCUCUGUACUACCGACAAGUGCAGCAUGUCUGCGAGAGUCGUUAACCUUUCGAAACGGAGUCUAACACCCGCCGAGAUAAGCCUACUCUCUAAAGGACUUAAAUUCAAUCAUACCGAUGCAGCACCAACAAACUUCCUAGCGAGUCUUGAAUCCGUCCUACUGGCUUCUGCUAUCCCUGAAGACGUGCGUGCGGACAUACGCAGUUGUGCCAGUGGUCUUCUUCGACAAAGGAAACGUCACCGUAACUUGACCGUCGAUGAAGAAAAAGGGUUGCGAUCUCUGAAGACUGAUGACAGUAUCGUGGUUGUACCUGCUGACAAAGGAGGCGCAACCGUCAUCAUGGACAAGGUUGAUUACGUUCGAAAAGCAAACUCUAUCUUUAAUGAUAGGGAAGCUUACGCACCACUCGCUGAGGACCCGACGAAGAAGCAGGCCGCAGUUAUAAAGAAGAAGGUGAAUGAACUCGCUCGACUGAAGCUGAUUAACCCAAAUGACUCUAAAUGCAUGACUCUCACUGACCCCCGUAUCGCGCAUGCAUAUGGCCUUCCAAAAGUGCACAAACCAGAUGCACCAUUGAGGAUAAUAGUGCCACUCAUCGGGUCGCCCACUUACAACCUAGCCAAAUGGCUUUACAGGCAUCUGAAGCACCUCGCUGAUGGAUAUAGCAUCACAAAUUCUCAGGCAUUCCUUCAAAGGAUUGAAGGUUUUAAAGUAAGUCCUGAUGAAAAUAUUCUAUCAUUUGAUGUUGUCGCAUUGUUUUCCUCAAUACCACAUGACCUUGCCAUUGAGAGCGUGGCCCAACGCUUACGAGACAAUCCCAUCGACCUUCCAACACAUCACGUUCUAGAAUUGCUUAAGCUCUGCCUCAAUAACUAUUGCCAAUUCGAUGGCAAAUACUACCAGCAGGUUAAGGGCACCCCAAUGGGUUCGCCAAUUUCGGGGCUACUUGCAGAACUAGUCUUACAACGACUAGAACAGGAUGUUGUGCAAAGUUUCCAACCAAAAACCUGGCUCAGAUACGUAGAUGACACAUUUGUCAUCGUUAAGACCUGUGAAGUUGAGCGAUUUCACCAGAGCUUGAAUGGCGCCUUCCCAGCACUACAAUUCACUCGUGAAGAUGCAAAAGGAGGCACCCUCCCGUUCCUAGACGUGAGCAUAUAA
Spirometra erinaceieuropaei is the source of this 1203-nucleotide messenger RNA. Lineage: Eukaryota; Metazoa; Platyhelminthes; Cestoda; Diphyllobothriidea; Diphyllobothriidae. The record is from the annotation of a GenBank genome assembly.